Molecule: messenger RNA, 1257 nt
Organism: Chaetomium globosum CBS 148.51
Lineage: Eukaryota; Fungi; Ascomycota; Sordariomycetes; Sordariales; Chaetomiaceae
Exons: 3
Coding region: 1-1257 (418 amino acids)
Source: RefSeq, a predicted model, not a curated record
AUGCAGCCGCAGCCCACCGAUCCUUAUCCGCAGUCCAACGCGUCCUGGUUUAUCGACCAGUGGCUACAAGGCAAGCUCGAGAUGACGACACCACCGACAUCUCGCGGCCGGACUCUAUCGCCUGGCAAACGACGCCGCCUCAACAGUGCCGCCGAGGAUGCCGGCUCCGGAGACUCAGAAAAGAUAACCAGCGGGCUCCGCAAUUUCGAAAAGCCCAUAUACUUCCCAGCGUUCACUGCCUUCACCCAGUUGCCGGCUGACACACAAGAGCUAUACGAGCGUUUAGUAGAUAUCACAAACCCAGAAAAGAUCAUGCCGCUCUCCAUUCGUGACGAUAUUCACAGCAUAACCAGCGGCCGCUAUCAGAGUGCGCGGUUUUAUCAUGACCAGGGGAUGUUCGAGGAAGGCUCUGUUACCCAGAAGCGGUCAGACUCAGUGGCCUCCGCUGAAGGCAACCUCCGGGUGGACGAUCAAGACACCGCACGCGCCGCCGCCGACGACCUACCCCCACCAAAUCUGUCAUAUUCAGAGCGCCGGCGGCGGCGUCGACCCAGCCCCCGAGCAGUCGCCCUUACUGAACUAGACACGAUCGUCGAUCUUGCCGCCGCCGCAAACAAUUGCCGCGUGCUCGGCAGGCAGGCAACCGCAUGGAAUCUAGAGGUCCACUACCCGUUAUUUCGCCUCGCCCUAGACCGGCCAGAAUAUGCACAUGUGCUGGCCGAGCCCGUCGCCCAUGCACCUAUCGCGCCACCAUUUCUGCCGUGCAAUCCCGCCCUAGGUAGGUGGCCCGGCGAGACGGUUGAUUCGACGAGACUCGACUUUGUCCUGGCGCUGUUCGUGGAUUCGGGUCUAGAACGCGAGCUGUAUGGGUGGGUUGGGCGGCAACGGGAGAUGGAUCCAGCGCUGGGGGAGGCUAUCCGUGAGGCUGUGAGGGAGGUGCCUGUACCCCUGGGUAUAAAUCAGCUGGCGUACGAUCCGCUACGGUAUUCGCCCAUUGCGAUUGGGGUAGAGACUAGAACGGCGAGUCUCGAGGAUGGCCGGCGACAGCUUGGGGUCUAUACGGCCGCCUGGCACCGGCGUAUGGAGCACGAGUGGCGGUUGAGCUUUACUGUCGAUAGGGAGGAUACAAUUUGUGACUAUCAGGAUAUACUAACUGAUAUGACCAUCAGUAACACCCGUACGGUCACCGGUAUGUACAUGAUCAUUGCCGCCCUACGGGAACUCGCCAAGUUGAUAGGCACCCACUUCCGCGACUAG